Messenger RNA from Aaosphaeria arxii CBS 175.79, 776 nucleotides. RefSeq lists its product as uncharacterized. The transcript is spliced from 2 exons. NCBI's taxonomy places the organism in Eukaryota, Fungi, Ascomycota, Dothideomycetes, Pleosporales. Bases 153 to 536 code for a protein of 127 amino acids. The record is from RefSeq and is a predicted model, not a curated record.
GCAGACAAUUUUGUGAAAAAGAAAAUCGCAACUUACUCCUGAUACAUAACCGUCCCUCUUUUGUUUCCUUUGCAUCAGUUCUCCAUAACGAUUUUGCAAACCCACUUACAUUCAUUUCUUCCCAAGUCAAACCACCAUCACCAUCCAAAGCCAUGAAGUACACCACCUCCACCCUCACCCUCCUCUCCCUCCUCCUCAGCACUCCCCUCACCGCCGCCUUCCAAGUCCGCUUCUUACGCUCCAACGACUGCAGCGGCGAUGCGAUCGGCGACUCCAAGCACUUCACGCCAGACACGACGUGCACGUGGGAGCACACGCUCAACGGCGCACAGUCGAUGUUCAUCAGCCACAGCGACGAGGGUGACAACGACAGGAUGGUCAUCUUGUACGAAGGCAAGGAGUGCAACCCGCGGGACGCGAAGGAGCGCCACGACAACAUCGACGGGUAUGGUUUCGACGGGAAGUGCGUGCCGAUCAAGAGCAAUAUUGGGAGUCUGCAGGUCUGGCAUUUGAACAAGGCGGCGGACGAGCUCUAGAUUGAUGGAUCGCUGCCUGGUCGCAUUGGAUUUGCGGAUUUCUGUUUUAUUUCCUUUCUUUUCUUCUGGCUCGUCGUUGAUAUAUCCCCAAUGAAAAUGCUCUCUGGUGGAGGGCCGAGAUACCCUGCAAUGGGGCUGGUUAAGGUCGAUGUUCAGGAUGGGCAUUUAGGAUGAAUUGAGGUUUGGAGGAGUUUCGAUUAUUUGUUAUGUAGGAUAUGCAGCAAAUUUGAGGUUGUCGAG